AUGUUGAGGUGUACCCUCACGCAUUUCAUAUUGGCAAUGCUGUAUGUUAAAACAUUAGCCCAAUCAGCAUUAUCGCGUGCUUGGGAAGAAACUUUCCCUGGGCAUGUGCCAUUCUGGGAAAAAUACACCACGGGACCGCAUGGUGUUGUCAUUCGUGGGUGGCAAUUCAGUCGAUGUGCAAGUGAACAGUGGACAAACUAUGUAGUGAAUGUUUCAAAUAUUGUCGUAUGGCCAGACUAUCCACGUUUCCCGGGACCUAUAUUUUUCAAUGUUACAAUGGAUGUAAGCGAAGAAUUACCGCAGGAUAAGAUCGAGAUGGAUGUCGAGGUAAGGCAUGCAGUAACGAAUAAACAAGGAUCAAAGGGCUGGCAGGUAAUUCCAUGCCAAGGUUGGAAUUUCAUCGACGGUUGCGAUGGAGUCGGUUCUUGUCGCUAUUGCGAUAUGCUGGACAAAUGUCAUGAAACGGUGAAAGCAGCGGAUAAAUAUAUAACUGAUCGGAAGGCGCACGAAUUCAUCCGACAAAAUAAGUUGUGUCCUCCGCCGAAAGGACAUUGGACGAUGACAUUUAGCAAAGUGUUCACAACUGAAGAUUUACCUAAAAGUUUCUUUGGACCAUUGCAAUCGAACGAGUACUGGCUAACGUUUUCAUUUUCGGAUGGCAAAGAUAAGAAACUUGGAUGUGCACGUCUUUGGAUCGAUGUAUGCAAGUAUCAUUUACAGGAUAAGCAGCAGAAAUGUUUACGAGACCCAAAUGCAUUCAAGAAUUUUAUCAACGAUAUCAGUAGCCAAGUGACACAGAUCAGACAACGGACCAGUUCAUCCUGA
This is a messenger RNA of Brugia malayi, 825 nucleotides long. RefSeq lists its product as uncharacterized. Gene Ontology annotation, cellular component: cytoplasmic side of plasma membrane. Bases 1 to 825 code for a protein of 274 amino acids. The transcript is spliced from 6 exons. Gene Ontology annotation, biological process: ganglioside catabolic process; lipid transport. Lineage: Eukaryota; Metazoa; Nematoda; Chromadorea; Rhabditida; Onchocercidae. Gene Ontology annotation, molecular function: lipid carrier activity; enzyme activator activity. The record is from RefSeq and is a predicted model, not a curated record.